CCUCACCUGUCUCUUUCCCUCACUUCGAGCGGCUUUCUCGCACGUGCUCGGCGGCGGUCCACCUAUCUAUCCUGUCCGGCCGCGUCCUCGCCAGCGGCGAUCACCAGCGACGCCGACGCCCAGUGCGCCAGCCCCACGAGCAGAAUUGCGUGCGAUGGGUCGUGCUGUAGCGGUGGAUCUCCGUGGCGGUGAUCCACGAGCCCAAAGGGAUAGAAAUCCAUCCCUAGAUCUCAUCAACCUCCAAACUCCUUCUGCUCCUCCGAAACAAAGAUCGGUAACCGAACCGCUUGUUUCGCAGCAGGAUCGAGCGGAAGGUGGGCAGCUUGGCGGCAGGCGCACAGACGCAGGGGCGAGGGCACGGGCGGCAGCGCCUGGACGGACGCCGUGGAUCUUCGACGACGUUGGGCGGGGAACCUCUCUGCCUGGACGGGCGCCGUGGGUCUCGGCGACGACGUUGGGUGGUGAAGCUUCGCGGGCUUGCGUGAAGGGUGUGCGCAACGAGCUCAGGCGUCCGAUUUCCUGCGCCUGAGCCAGAGCUAGGUUGCCUGAGUCAGGCAGCACAUCAGGGCACCAACCAAACACCACUCCGGUAAAUCUCAGGGAGGACUCCGACCAGUUAAAUUCUUGCUACUUACCUCGGGACUUCAAUUUUUGGUAGUAUCUGACUUGACUUGGGAGGAGCCAGAUAGAUCCUAUGCUGCCAUCCCGAGAUGAAAGGCGGUUGUCUGCAUAGGCUUCUUGUCAACAAGCUAUGCUUCGGCCUUGUAGUUCUCCUCGCUGUGCCGAUUGUUGUUUUCUUAUUGGAAGGAGCCCCGGUCCUCACAAUCUUCAGCUCAACACCAGAACAAUUAAAAGUUUUCUCUCAAGGUUUCCUACAGCAACAGGAGCAGGAACAUCUUGGACAUGAUGCAUCACCCCUAGUGGGGCAUUCAGUUCAAGCUUCCAGGAGCCACACUGAAAAAAGUAGGGCCAACCUGAAGAAACAUUGCAACUAUGCAAAGGGGAAGUGGGUAGCAGAUGAGAAACGGCCACUGUAUUCCGGUAAUGAGUGCAAGCAAUGGCUGUCGAAAAUGUGGGCUUGUCGAAUGAUGCGACGUGCAGAUUUCUCCUAUGAGAAUUUCCGUUGGCAGCCACAUAGCUGUGAGAUGCCUGAGUUUACAGGGCCUAACUUUUUAAAAAGGAUGAAACAUAAAACUCUUGCUUUUGUUGGUGAUUCACUCGGCAGGCAGCAAUUUCAGUCAAUCAUGUGUAUAACGACUGGCGGCAAAUACAGUCCAGAGGUUGAAGAUGUCGGUAGGAAAUAUGGUCUUGUCAAAACCCCAGGAGCUUUAAGACCUGAUGGAUGGGCUUAUCGAUUUCCAGCCACCAACACAACUAUCCUUUUCUACUGGUCUGCUAGUCUGUCUGAGUUGGAACAUUUGCACACGGAAAGUUCAGUGACCCGUUAUGCACUGCAUCUUGAUCGGCCGGUUACAUUCUUGAAGAAGUAUGUUGAUAGUUUUGAUGUCCUAGUACUUAACACAGGUCAUCACUGGAACAGAGGGAAAUUCAAUGGAAAUCAUUGGGAACUGUAUGCUGAUGGGAAGCCUGUAGGCAAUGGUACACUUGCAAAUCUCAACCGUGCAAAAAAUCUUACUCUUUAUAGCAUUGCCAGAUGGGUGGAUUCAGAACUUGUGCGGCAUCCUCAGAAGAAAGUUUUCCUUAGGACAAUAUCACCAAGGCAUUUUGUAAAUGGCGAUUGGAACACAGGUGGAACCUGCGGUAAAACCAUGCCCUUGUCUAAUGGAUGUGAGGUCUUGCAGGAUCAUUCAAGUGAUUUACUUGCAGAAAGUGCUGUCAAAGGAACUCGGGUUAAGCUUUUGGAUAUUACUGCUAUAUCACAACUACGAGAUGAGGGGCAUAUCUCUAACUCUAGUUUCAAAGCUUCAACAGGAAUGCAUGAUUGCUUGCACUGGUGCCUCCCUGGUAUACCAGACAUGUGGAAUGAGCUCCUCUUUGCACAGAUUUAAUAUCGAAGUGUAGUCAGGGGACUUUUCUCAGAGCCCCAAGAGUUUCUUCUGUUUGCGCCAUAACAGUACAGGGUGACCAACUGUGCUCUACCAUUGGUCAACCAUAUGGAUGUGUUAACAGUGCCAAGAUGAUAGCAUUGCUUUAGUGAUGUUACAAAUUGGUUCAGAUUCAUCUAACUUUCAUAUCAGAUAUGGAAUUAGCUCCAGAACCCUGCGGAGUGCUCCCCAGGCACGUCGAUUUUUUUUCGUUUUCUCUUUUCAGUAAAUACAUGUGCGGCAUAUGCCCUUCAGAAAAAUGUUCAUACAAGUUGAUCAAAGUGUUAGAUGUUCUUUAGUGAAAACUUAAAAGUGGAACGCUUGUGACGUUUCUUCAGAAAAUGUUCAUACAAGUUGAUCAGGCACCUUGCCAUUUUUCAGCUC
Phragmites australis (common reed) is the source of this 2429-nucleotide messenger RNA. RefSeq names its product protein trichome birefringence-like 14. The record is from RefSeq and is a predicted model, not a curated record. The coding region runs from base 711 to 2009 and encodes 432 amino acids. The transcript has 6 exons. Gene Ontology annotation, molecular function: O-acetyltransferase activity. Gene Ontology annotation, cellular component: Golgi apparatus. NCBI's taxonomy places the organism in Eukaryota, Viridiplantae, Streptophyta, Magnoliopsida, Poales, Poaceae.